Penicillium brevicompactum is the source of this 489-nucleotide messenger RNA. RefSeq lists its product as uncharacterized. The coding region runs from base 1 to 489 and encodes 162 amino acids. The record is from RefSeq and is a predicted model, not a curated record. Lineage: Eukaryota; Fungi; Ascomycota; Eurotiomycetes; Eurotiales; Aspergillaceae. The transcript has a single exon.
AUGGCCAACAGAGUGUUCCCUUCCGGUGUUGCCAACCAACCGUAUGACUGUAAAGAAGCACACGCAAUUCUAGACGAGCUGAUACUUUGCGGAAAUCGGGUUGCCGGGGCCCGAAAACGUGAACUCAGUCGCAUUGAAACGUUAUUCCAGAAAUUCGCUAGGCAGGUUGAACAGCAAGGCCUUCGACAUUUGAAUCUUUCUUGGUCGGCGAUUCCACAGCCAGCUCCUACAGCCAACCCGAUUCCAUUGGAGAAAAGCCAUAUGACGAGUCCUGCUAUGGCAAUUGGACCAAACGUGGAAAGUUCACUUUUGCCUGACGAUUUACGGACUUCGGCACAUACAGGGUACUCGGAUAAUUUUGGAAUCUCAUCUCAGGAGUUCCUUUCUAUUGUUGACCAGCUCACCAAUUCAGUGCCCCAGGGAAUGUCAGAUAUGGGACCUGAAUGGCUAUCUGGAGAUGCUCUAUCAUUCACGGAGCCAUUUACCUAG